AUGGGUUUUCAAUUAAUUAAUCUCGGGGCAGAUGAUGAAAACCCUAAAGUUGCACAAGCAGAUUACAACAGAAAAUACUAUCACCAGAGGCAUCUUCUAGGUUUGAGAGAAGCCAUUUGCGAUUACAAGGUGAACGUGACGGGAUAUUUCGCGUGGUCGUUGUACGACAACUUCGAAUGGCAGGACGGUUACGGGGUGAGAUUCGGACUGUACCACAUCGACUACAAGAACAAUCUGACUCGCACCCCUAAAGUCUCCGGCCUUUGGUACAGAGAUUUCCUCAAGAGAGAGACCGCACCUUCCAACAUCAAACAAGAACUCUGA
Tarenaya hassleriana is the source of this 324-nucleotide messenger RNA. RefSeq names its product beta-glucosidase 23-like. Lineage: Eukaryota; Viridiplantae; Streptophyta; Magnoliopsida; Brassicales; Cleomaceae. Gene Ontology annotation, biological process: carbohydrate metabolic process. The transcript is spliced from 2 exons. The record is from RefSeq and is a predicted model, not a curated record. Bases 1 to 324 code for a protein of 107 amino acids. Gene Ontology annotation, molecular function: beta-glucosidase activity.